Messenger RNA from Frankliniella occidentalis (western flower thrips), 513 nucleotides. RefSeq lists its product as uncharacterized. The coding region runs from base 1 to 513 and encodes 170 amino acids. NCBI's taxonomy places the organism in Eukaryota, Metazoa, Arthropoda, Insecta, Thysanoptera, Thripidae. The transcript has a single exon. The record is from RefSeq and is a predicted model, not a curated record.
AUGCCAACAAAUUUUGAGCAGCAAGGCAAUACAUACUCAGCUGCUUACAAGCAUCACAACACCGUCAUUGCGGCUGUUGGAAUAUCCUGCCCGGGGGCUGUGAUUUAUGUAAGCCCUGUCUUUGAAGGCAACAUGAGUGACAAAAGAAUUAUCUUAGAAAGCGGACUGUUGGAGCGUCUCAGUGAGGGAGAUGCAGUUAUGACCGAUAGAGGAUUUGAUAUUGAAGGGGAACUUUUAGACAUUGGAGUUACCCUGUACAAGCCACCAACUCUAGGAGACCGCAACAAAUUGACAAGUGAAGAAGAAAUUUUGACUGAAGCAAUCGCAUCUGCUACAAUUUAUGUAGAGCAUGUGAUAGCAGACAUCAAGGACAAUAGAUUGUUGCAGGGAAUUAUACCAAUAUUGUUGAUCCCAGUGAUUUCUGAUUUAAUUUACAUAGCAGCCUAUCUCUGCAACUUCAAAGAAUCUAGGAUACGUCAAUAUAAAAACAAGAAUGGGCAAGGUAAUAGAUAG